AUGGAUCAUGCAAUUGAAGAACAACUUGGUAUUCAAAAUGUCAACAUUCUCAAAAAAGGAGUUUUGGAUUCGGAUGAAGGGAAAUUGUUUUUGAAGUUUGGGGAAGAAGAUUUGGUUAAAGGAGAGUUUGAAUCUCUGAAAGCAAUACAAGCAUCUGGAACUAUUCAAUGCCCGAAACCAUUCGGAAUUGUUCAAAGAAACGGAAACUUUGCACUAGUAACCAGUUACAUUGAGUUUCAGCAUAGAAAAGAUUGGGCAACGUUUGGAAAUCUGCUAGCCAGGUUGUUCAGUGUUUCUAUCAAACACUUUAGACAAUGUGGACCUUUCAGAAUGCACAAAACAAAUUCAGACCUCCUGCUUGCUUUAGAGCAGCGUUCUCGAUUGCUCAGUUUUAAUUCUGAAAUUUCUGAAGACUCGUUGCAUUUGGAACAAGAAGAAGGGACUGCAAAAUUUGGGUUCCAUUUGCCAACUUGUUGUGGGAGAAUCCCCCAGGAGAAUGAGUGGACUGACGAUUGGACGAAAUUCUUCAUUUGCCAUCGUCUGAAACCACAACUCGAUAGACUUAUUGAGGAACACAACGUUCGAGAACUCAUUGACCAUUCUGAUCAACUUUACCGAAAAACCGAAAAGCUUUUGAAUUGCCGCCAAUCAAUUCAACCUGCUUUGGUUCAUGGUGAUUUGUGGGGUGGAAACUGGAGUAUGUGCCUUUCUGGAGAAGACACUGAGCCAAUUGUUUUUGAUCCAUCCUCCAGUUAUUCGGAUCCUGAGUUUGAAUUUGGAAUUAUGCAAAUGUUCGGUGGCUGGACUCAAGAUUUUGAAGAAGAGUAUGACAAAAUAAUGGGGAAAUCGGAUGGAAGACAUGAAAGAGUUGCACUCUAUGAACUUUACCAUAAUUUGAAUCAUUGGAAUCACUUUGGUGGAUCCUACAGAAACAGUUCCAUGAACUUGCUCCGAAGAAUCAUCGGAUGA
This is a messenger RNA of Caenorhabditis briggsae, 969 nucleotides long. Lineage: Eukaryota; Metazoa; Nematoda; Chromadorea; Rhabditida; Rhabditidae. The record is from RefSeq and is a predicted model, not a curated record. The coding region runs from base 1 to 969 and encodes 322 amino acids. The transcript is spliced from 6 exons.